Amborella trichopoda is the source of this 1439-nucleotide messenger RNA. It is a transcript of the gene ALKBH2, whose product is annotated as oxidoreductase, 2OG-Fe(II) oxygenase family protein. The record is from RefSeq and is a predicted model, not a curated record. Gene Ontology annotation, molecular function: cytosine C-5 DNA demethylase activity; ferrous iron binding; broad specificity oxidative DNA demethylase activity. Lineage: Eukaryota; Viridiplantae; Streptophyta; Magnoliopsida; Amborellales; Amborellaceae. Gene Ontology annotation, biological process: DNA alkylation repair.
AAGGCUCUACAAAUUCUCUCGAGUUUUUAGCCCUAGCACCGAAUACAUAGGCUAAGAAUCUAUAUGGCUCCAGCCACCGGGGGUCUACAUGGGUGCAGAAACUAAAACUUGCUCUUUUUUCUAUCUUUUUUUUACUUUUUCUUUUUCUUUUUCUUUUUUUAAGGUGAGGUGUCUUCCCCGAACAGGGUAGAGGGUCAUCAUUUUCACAGAAGAAAGCCAUGUAUACGAGUGAAAAUGCAGGAAAAAAACUUGUUACAGAACUUGGAAAUGGAAGCCAAAUUAUUUAUUUUCCUAAUUUCUUCAAAGCAAAUAAAUCAUCGGAGUGGCUGAAAUAUCUUGACGAAAAUAUCCCUUGGACGAGGCCAAAUAUCUUUGUAUUUGGACGCCACUGCCCCCAACCUAGGGACACAUGCUAUGUUGCAAGUGAAGGGUUGCCAGAAUACAAAUACAGUGGAUAUCGGCCACCAACCCAUUCAUGGAAUGAUUAUCCUCCUCUCAAACUCAUAUUGAAUGCUGUUCAUGAAGCCCUUCCUGGGAGCACUUUCAACAGCCUGCUCUUGAACAAAUACAAAAGUGGCAACGACUACGUCGGUUGGCACUCGGAUGAUGAGAAGUUGUAUGGUGACACUCCGGUGAUUGCUUCAAUUUCUUUUGGAUGUGAGCGCGAGUUCUUGCUAAGGAAAAAAAUACGAAGAAUAUCAAGAGAGAAGCCAUCAUGCACGCGUUCAGCAAACAAAGAGCAGCAUUCUUUCAUAUUGAAGCAUGGCUCUCUACUGGUAAUGCGAGGUUACACCCAGCGAGACUGGGCUCACUCAGUUCCAAAGCGCACUAAAGCAAAUGGACUCAGGAUCAACCUCACAUUUAGAUAUGUGUACUGUGAACUGGAACAAUUAUCGCGUUUCAGAGAGCCAAAAAUUCAGGAACUUACUAAGACCAUUCAGAAGGAGAAGAAUGCAGAAGUGAAAAAAGAAAACAACUGAGACCAACUUGGGCUUCAUAUUUUGUUCUUUUGGAAAGGCCCUUCCCCACUAAUUUUUCCUUUACAUCCGAUGUGUGGCUAGGUUUUUCUAGAGUUUUGAUUGUGGUAUCUGAAAGAUCAGGGUAUAUUUUGGCAUUCAUUUGCUUGUGCUGCAGUCAAGAGCAGCAAGUCCAUAUGAUAAAAGAACAGUUUGAUGGACUUGGCUUGUUUAAGUGAAAGUGACUGAUGUAAUUUUCCGACCCUCAGGCUUCGCUUAGUGGUAGACAUAUUAGUUUGGGAGGAGGUCGAGGGUUCAAACGCUUGAUGUUUGGCUCAAAAAGCUCAAACAAGCAAACGUCUCCUCUUUUUAGUGAUGCAAUUGUUCGUAUCAGUAUUCACAAAUAUUAGGUCGGUUCAUGUUUCCAAACGACUAAAUGUAUUAUUUUUGUUUCGAUAUGGCAUGAUUUACGAUUCAAGGUUU